CCACCGACUCACCCAUCCUGCGGAGCGGGGGGUGGGUAUCUCCCCGCCGCCGCCUGAGGAAUGUCAACUAUUCAACAUGGAGACGGCGGUUACCAGGCUGGAGACCAUGUUCCAGAAAGCAGAAUCUGAUCUGGAUUAUAUUCAACACAGACUGGAGUUUGAAAUAAUGAAAAGUCUUCCUGAUAAUCCAGCAGCAGAGGAAAAUCCAGUUGCUCUCUUGGAAGAACUCUCAGUGGUGAAAUCUCGUUACAAAACAUUAUGUAUGCAGCUGGAGAAGGUUUCCAUAGAGCAGAGGGAAUCCAUGAAGGGCAUCCAGGCUGCUCUAGAGAACACAAUGAAGAUGGUUCAGGCGUUACAGCAGCAUACUGAUCUUGAGCGCUUACCUCUGUCAGAAGAAGAGAAGGCUGCAGCACAGCAGUUAACCUGCCAAACCGUUAAAGAAAUGGAAUCGCUAGUGGAAGAGCCGUUUCGUUCAGGAUCUACAGUCCCUGGCUCAGCUGAAGAAUCGCAGUUCAAACCACUGACUGAGGAAACACUUAUGACUGUACCAAGGAGUAUCAGAAGUACUGUUAAACUAGCAGACUUGAACAAUUUGUACAGGGAGUUAUUUAACCACUUCAUUGUAAAUAAGAACAGAGCAGCGCUGAGUGUUUCGCAGAUGAACAUGAUGAACAUGAAAGCCACUGACUCAAGAAUACAGAUCUUGAAAGAACUUGCUAUUGUGGAACUUGACAAACAAGGAAAUGUUAGAUUAGUUGUGUAAAUGAAAGCUUGGCCCAUUCUCACUUGACACACAAGCAUCUUGGUCAUAGCUCCUGGACUGUUAACAAGCGUUUCUCUGGUGUCUAGGAGUUGCAAGUACACUGUUGGAAGGCUGUUAAUGUUUCUGUAUACAAAUUUUAUUUAUAGUACUUAAAAUUGGAGUUAAGAAACAGUGAGGUCGGUAUUUUAUCGUGGACAUUUAUAGGGCUAUAAUCGAUGCAUUUUUGACAAGUAUUGUGAGCCAUGUGACACUUCCAUAUUCUUGCUUACAUUCCUGAGCGGGUUUUUAAGACGUAACCCAAGCCACUUAAUUGUACUCACAUUCCUCAAUAAAUGAUGAAAGCUAAGGA
Messenger RNA from Phalacrocorax carbo (great cormorant), 1112 nucleotides. Lineage: Eukaryota; Metazoa; Chordata; Aves; Suliformes; Phalacrocoracidae. The record is from RefSeq and is a predicted model, not a curated record.